UGAACAGCGUCAGUAGAGAGUGGAGUGGAAGGGACCGCAGUGAGGGAGCAGGGUGCCAAGAGGAGAGACACCAAGCCCCAAAGCGAGAGGACAGGUCGGACAUUUACCGUCUGAUGACAGGGAAAUCCACAGAACACGAACCCGAUCUCGUAUUGUUUUAUGUGGAUAUUGAUUUGCUCGUUUCCCGACUGCGCUCCGGACCGCCUCCAUCACACUGCGCUUCAUUGGAAUGCGCGCGGUAGCUUCUCCGGACACUGAGAAGAGAGACAGCGGAGAAGGGACCGGAAAAGAGCCUCUGCGGUCUUUCAAACUCAUUUAAGAGACACAGAAAUGCCUCUCUUUUAGCAGCACCGCUUUUUUCUUUACAGUUCUGGAGACUUUUACGCAUUUUGGAGACUUUGCCUGCAGGAGGAAAUGGGUGAUGGAACUAGAUAUUUUGUCCAUUAACAGAGGAUAAGACGGUUUCUAAUAUUCUCUACCCAAGUGCACUUGUUUCCCUGCGAUGAUUGUGCUUUUGAUUGUCAUGUGCAUCGCGGAUGGAGUGCUCUCUCAGAUACGCUACUCUGUGUCGGAGGAGGCGGACCAUGGCACCUUGGUGGGGAAUAUCGCCGAGGACCUGGGACUGGACCUUACCAAGCUGGCCUCCCGUCGGUUCCAGGUGGUGCCCAGCUCUCGCACGCCGUACCUGGAGGUGAACCUGGAGAACGGCGUCCUGUUCGUUAGCGAAAAAAUCGACCGGGAGCAUAUCUGCAGGCAGAGCGCCAGCUGCCAGCUCAACAUGGAGGUGUUCUUGGAGAACCCGCUGGAGCUGUUUCGGGUCGAGAUCGAGGUGGUGGACAUCAACGACAACCCGCCCAGCUUCCCGGAGACGGACAUCACGGUGGAGAUCUCGGAGAGCGCCACUCCGGGCACCCGUUUCCCCCUGGAGAGCGCGUUCGACCCGGACGUGGGCUCUAACGCUCUGCGCACUUACGAUAUCACCACGAACAACUACUUUUACCUGGAUGUGCAGACCCAAACGGACGGAAGCAAGUUCGCCGAGCUGGUCCUGGAAAAGUCGCUGGACCGGGAGCAGCAGGCGGCGCACAGGUACGUGCUGACCGCGGUGGACGGGGGUCAGCCUCCCCGGACUGGCACCGCGCUGCUCGUGGUCAAAGUGCUGGACUCUAAUGAUAACGUGCCGGUGUUUGACCAGCCCGUCUACACGGUGAGUCUCUCGGAGAACGCACCGGUGGGCAUGCUGGUCAUACAGCUGAACGCCACCGACCUGGACGAGGGACAGAAUGGGGAUGUCGUGUAUUCCUUCAGUAACCACAUAUCCAGCCGCGUAAAGGACCUGUUCAGCAUCGACCCGCGCACCGGGCGCAUCGAGGUGCGCGCAGAGGUGGAUUUCGAGGAGAGCAGCCUCUAUCAGAUCUUCGUCCAGGCCAAGGAUAUGGGGCCGAACGCCGUGCCCGCGCACUGCAAAGUGCUGGUCAAAGUCACCGACCUGAACGACAACGCACCGGAGAUCACCUUCAGCACCGUCACCGAGUCCGUGAGCGAAAAGGCUGCUCCCGGUACCGUCAUCGCGCUGCUGAGCGUGACCGACCGGGACGCGGAGGAGAACGGCCAGAUCCACGUGGAGAUCCUCGGCGACGUCCCGUUCAAAUUGAAAACGUCCUUUCGGAAUUAUUUCACCAUAGUGACCGACGGCCCGCUGAACCGGGAGCAGGCGGACUCCUACUCCGUCACCGUGGUCGCGCGGGAUAAAGGGACCCCCUCGCUCGCUGCCAGCAAGUCCAUCCGGGUCCAGGUGUCGGACGAGAACGACAACGCGCCCACGUUCGCGCAGGCCAUCUAUGAUGUGUAUGUGACCGAGAACAACGUGCCGGGCGCGUACAUACACGCCGUGACGGCUCUGGACCCGGACGUCGGGCAGAACUCGCUCAUCAGCUACUCCAUAUUAGAGUGUGACAUCCAGGGCAUGUCGGUCAAAACCUACGUGUCCAUCAACGAGGAGACCGGCUACCUGUACGCGCUCAGGUCCUUUGAUUAUGAGCAGUUGAAGGAUUUCACCUUUAUGGUCCAGGCCAAAGACGCGGGCACCCCGGAGCUCUCCUCCAACGCCACGGUCAAAGUCAUCAUCGUGGACCAGAACGACAACGCCCCCGUGGUGCUGGCCCCCCUGGGGAAGAACGGCACCGCCAAGGAGCCCCUGCCGCGCUCCGCCGAGCCGGGCUACCUGGUGACCCGCAUCGUGGCCAUGGACGCGGACGACGGCGAGAACGCCCGGCUCUCCUACAGCAUCCAGCGGGGGAACGAGAACGGCAUGUUCCGGAUGGACUGGAGGACGGGCGAGCUGCGCACGGCGCGGCGGGUGUCGGUGAAGCGCGACCCCCACCAGCUGUACGACCUGCUGAUCGAGGUGAGGGACCACGGCCAGCCGCCGCUGUCCUCCAGCGCCAGCGUGCUGGUGGUGCUGGUGGACAGCGUGGCCGAGGGCCGCGGCGCCGGGGACCGGGGGAGCACUGCCAAGACCAAAGACGGGACCCUGGACCUCACGCUCAUCCUCAUCAUCGCCCUGGGCUCCGUCUCCUUCAUCUUCCUCCUGGUCAUGAUCGUGCUGGCCGUGCGCUGCCAGAAGGACAAGAAGCUCAACUUUUACUCCUGCCUGGCCAGCGAGUGCUGCCUGGGCUGCAGCGCGUGCUGCUCUCGCCAGGGCCGCGCGCGCAAGAAAAAGCUCAGCAAGUCGGAUAUCAUGCUGGUGCAGAGCGCCGGUAGCGUCGGCGGGGCCGGCACGGCUCAGGUCCCCGUGGAGGAGUCGGGGAGCUUCGGCUCCCACCACCAAAACCAGAACUAUUGCUACCAGGUAUGUCUGACUCCGGAGUCCGCCAAAACCGACCUCAUGUUCCUAAAGCCGCGUAGUCCGUCUAGGAGCACAGACCCCGAUCACAACCCGUGCGGGGCCAUAGUGACAGGGUACACAGACCAGCAGCCCGACAUCAUAUCAAACGGCAGCAUUUUGUCCAACGAGACCAAACACCAGCGAGCUGAACUCAGCUACCUGGUGGACAGGCCGAGACGUGUCAACAGCUCGGCGUUCCAGGAGGCGGACAUGGUGAGCUCCAAAGACAGCGGCCACGGAGACAGCGAGCAGGGAGACAGCGACCACGACGCCACCAACCGAGGCCAUUCCUCCGGCGCCGAUCUCUUCUCUAACUGCACGGAGGAGUGCAAGGCCCUGGGCCACUCCGACCGCUGCUGGAUGCCCAGCUUCGUGGCCUCCGAUGGCCGCCAGGGCCCGGACUACCGCAGCAACCUGCACGUGCCCGGCAUGGACUCGGUCCCGGACACAGAGGUAUUUGAACCCCCCGAGCAAACGGCCGACAGGUCAUUCACCACCUUUGGCAAGGAGACGCCUGUCAGUCACCAACACCUCCACCUCCACCUCCACCAAAACCACCAGCACCACCUCCUCAAAAGCCAUCACCUCAGCCGCCAGCAGAGCCCCCUAGAGAGGGAAGAGUCGGAUGCAUUUCCGCCCAUUUCCCGAGCGCCUUAUAAGCCGGCUUAUUUGACGGGGCAAAGGGUUUGCUAGCUCCUUCCGCGUGGACAUACCGGAGACGGCGUGACUUUGCACAACCACUCCCCCGACGACCGAGGCUACAUAUAUAUAAAAUUAUAUAUAUAUAUAUAUAAGAAAGAGCAUCACGUUUCCAACCCAUUCGCCCUCCCCGCCCUCAUCCCUCCUCACCCAGCGAGAAUUUAUAGAAAACACACACAACACCACGCUUAGAAGGAGGAACCGACCCCCUCUCUGGAAUUUCCUUGGAGUUUUGCCGGGCUUUGGAGGGCCCCCCUCCCUCCCUACUCUCAGGAUUAGGAGACGGUUGGGGGGGGGGGGUGAUGGAUGGGUGCAGGCAGGUAGACGGAUAAGCCUUACCGGGAGGACCCCAUUGUCUCAGCGGGACUGAGAAGCUAACAGAGGCGGAGGAAGGGAGAUCAAACCGGACCCCGACCUCUCCGACCCUUUUCCAAUCUGCGAGUGCCUGUUUACAGUACUGACGGGUACUUCUUUUGAGGAGAACAAAAAAACCCAACAGAUGAAGACCACGUAUGUGUACUGAGAGACAAAAUCAGAACCAGAGCCACCCAGAGAAACCGAAAAACGAAACCAGAAGAAACCCGCCACUGAGCCCUUUAGGCGUUUGUACUCGCAGAGAGACGCCAAAAUUGUACAGGAGAACCUUUGUGCAUUUCAAAAUGCAAUACCACUGUUUUAGAUUUUUCUAUUCUGUUUGUGCGGUCAAGGUGUCUCUAUUCUACUUCGGACAUUUGUAAGACGAUUGUGGGCUGGAUAUGUUUUUGUUUGACGAGUUGUGUUCACGGUUCUGUUCCUUUCGCUCGGGGUCCAUCACACAUCGCAGGCUCGGGCUUUUGUUUGACCUGCACCUUCUGAGACGUCGAGUAGUUUUCUAUCAUGUGUGAGAAGUGUUUACUGUACUCUUUUAAAGUUUGGAGCUGAAUAUUAAACUCUCUCUCUCUCUAUAUAUAUAUAUAAAUAUAAAUCUAUCUAUAUCUACUUGUUCUGAAGGCGUGCUAUCCGUUUGCUGGGUUCCACGUUCUGAUUCAGAGGUCUGACUUUUGUGCCCCUGAAGAAGGCUUUUGGUUUUUUUUCCCCCAGCGAGACACACAAAGAGAGACAGAACAGCCUUAGCCGAUGUUAAACUCAAGUUAUCAUUGUUUGACAUUAACUUCAUGAUUUAUUUUGUUCCUCUUUCUCCACUUUUGGAUAUUGAUAAAGACCAUGUCUAUAAAAAAAAAAGAAAAAAAAAGGAAGUCAUAAUUUAGAUUGGUAAAUUCUGUGUCAUUGUAACCAACUUUAAAGGGUCCAUUUAUAAAGAAACAGAACUAAAACGUGGCUAAACGCAAGCGGUGGAAUGGAGGAGACGCACAUUUCCUUUCUCACACAUUACGAACACAAACACACCGAUAUGCCGACGAUAAACUGAAAAGAGGUGGUCAUAAAGGUGGGGGUCUUAUGUGCUUUUAUUGUUGACGCCUGUCCUGGUUGUACCAGAGAAAGUACGGCUGCGGUCAAAUAGUCUUUUUUUUAUUUUAUUUUUAUUUUUUUGCUCAGGAAGCGUCCUCACUGAGUGAAAUGACCCGGAAGAAUGGAAGUGUCAGACGUGAUAAGAGCCGGUGGAAUCCUCUAAAUGCUGAGGAAGGGCGCUUCCAAGCUCCCCGCCUUAUCUCCUUCAGCAUAGGAUACACUGGACCAUCCUUCGUGAAGGGACAGGAGAUAAUGGCGUCCCACAAUCCCUUGCAGCGGCAACAUUCAAAGUGACGCGGCGCUCGUUCCGUCGAUAACAUCCCGCCGGCUCCGUCUCAUCGAACACUGGACACACUGAAAAGAGCCUUCUAUCGGAGGUGGGACUCCAUUUUGGACGCAAUGAGUCAGGAAGGAGUUUGUCGUUUUCUAAGUGUUA
Molecule: messenger RNA, 5471 nt
Organism: Cyclopterus lumpus (lumpfish)
Lineage: Eukaryota; Metazoa; Chordata; Actinopteri; Perciformes; Cyclopteridae
Gene: pcdh10b
Product: protocadherin 10b
Exons: 5
Coding region: 503-3580 (1025 amino acids)
Biological process (GO): homophilic cell-cell adhesion
Cellular component (GO): plasma membrane
Molecular function (GO): calcium ion binding
Source: RefSeq, a predicted model, not a curated record